CUGCUGGUAGCGCUGCUCUCAGAGCACGUUCAAUGAGAGUGGGGGAGGGAGCCCCGCAGCUGCACGCCGGAUAACGGGAGCAGUGGACUCUCCAUCCCGCGUCCUGGGAAUGAUUGAAUACGUAUCUGGCUGGACCCUUGGACAUGUUCUGAGUGAUGUGAAAGAUUUGUGAUGUCACCCCGGUGGGCUGAGCCUGGGAGCUCCCUUGGAACCUUAAAGCAUCAUGUUUCACUAUGAAUGUUAGACCAGAGGAUUUCUGAAGCACAGGACGGAUGAGGAGUGAGCUGCUUCAUUGAUUACAAAACCACUGGAAUAAAAGUCUGAAGAACACGGAUUUCUCAUCUUUUUUUUGCCCAAUUUUUCUUCUGGGCUUUAAACUCUGGUUUAGCACUGGUUGUGGGCAUUCGGUGGUCUGCACCAUGUGUCAUGUCAUAGUAACAUGCCGUUCCAUGCUGUGGACCGUCCUGAGUAUCGUCGUGGCUUUUGGAGAACUUAUAGCUUUUAUGAGUGAAGACUGGCUGAUUGGCAAAGCGAAAAGCACGGAUAUCGAUAACAGGACUGGCGGUCACCAUGAGCAUUAUCGUCCAACGCUGGGCAUCUAUGGACGUUGUAUCAGAGUGCCUAAAGUGCAGUACUUCAGGAGAGACGCCCUUUGUGGUCCUUACGCAGAGCAUUUUAGCGAGAUAGCAAGUGGUUUCUGGCAGGCUACGGCUAUAUUCCUUGCCGUGGGGAUAUCCAUCCUCUGUAUCGUAGCCUUUGUCUCGGUCUUUACAAUGUGUGUACAGAGCGUCAUGAAAAAAAGUAUAUUCAAUGUGUGCGGGCUGCUUCAAGGAAUAGCAGGUCUUUUUCUUAUCCUUGGCCUAAUCCUAUACCCUGCUGGAUGGGGAUCUCAGAAGGUGAUCGGUUACUGUGGACAUUAUGCCUCCGCAUACAAACUUGGGGAGUGUUCGUUGGGGUGGGCCUUCUACACGGCCAUCGGAGGCACCAUCCUUACCUUCAUCUGCGCCGUCUUCUCUGCACAGGCCGAAAUUGCCACCUCUAGUGACAAAGUUCAGGAAGAAAUAGAAGAAGGGAAGAACCUCAUAUGCUUGCUUUAACAAACACUUUAGAGACUUCAUAAAGGGAUCAUCAUGUUUACACGGCCCACUUCUUGCAUGAUUGGAUGAUACACAUUCAUGUAUUGUCAUGCUCCGGCUUCUUCUUCUCCUUAGCCUGAAGUGGAAAGGGGCCUUCUACCUGGAGAUUGGACCAGAGAUGUGAUUGUAGUGCUCGGCACAUGGAAAUGAAGUGCAAAGAUUUGUGUAUAAUACUUGCCAAUGUUGUGAUCCUUCAGCUUCCGAAAAGUCACUUUAAAACUGUAUUUUCUCCUUUCCAUAUCAGAAAGCUUACGGAGUAUUUUUUGACCUUUUUUUUUUUUUAUAUUUUCCAGUUUUUCUAAUUUGAAGCCACUGCUUGCUGAAAUCUGUGUGCCACUAAUCUUUGUGUUUGUAAACUGGAAAAUUGUAGUUUUCUCAUAUGGUUCUUUAUGUGGUGCAAAUGAAUGUUUAAAUACGUAUAGGAUUACUUUUUUUUUAGAUAUGGAGAGAACCACUGCAUUGACAAUGGGAAUACUUUGGCCAUUUGAAUUGACUUUUAAAGGGGUCUUAUUAGGAUAUUGACAGCACCCUAAUGAAUCAUGUCCUUCACCGCAUUAUCUCUUUGACUUCGCAGAUCAGUCUUUGAGGGAGCUGGGACACUUUAGUGCAUUUUAAGAGACUGAUAGAUCCUGUGCAUCCAGGUCGUCUUGAAUGUGACCGAUGCAGCACUCCCUUGUGGAGUCUAGGCUCUGUUCUCAUCUGCGUCCAAAGCCUUUGUGUACAUUACUUUUAGCAGGAAAAUGACAAACUUUGAUGGACCCCAUUAGAAGUAUGUGGGGCCUGUUGGUCACCAUUUGGAUCUGUUAUAUAAUGAAUCUAUCUUAGUCUUAGUGAAUUGGUCGUAACGUGCUGCAGGGGACUCGCCCAGGUUCUGCUCCGUAGCUUCGGCCUUGAAAAUGUAAACCGUUUAGACUCUAAUGAAUGUACUAACAUUAUAUGUGCACACAACUUGAGCUAUAGAGACAGCACAGCACUGACCCAUGUCAACAGCAAGUAGUGGACCCCACAAGCUAUUAUCACUGUAUAGAGUUGCGGUGUUCAUUUGCUGGGGGGCUUAAAAGCACACUUCAUACAUUUCAAUUGUGUAAGUAGGGACCAAAUAUUUGGUGCGUUAUAUUUCCUAUAACUGCCCAUUAUUUAUACUAGAUUUUGAGGAAUAAUUAAUGGGGCCCUAUUUAUGUCUUGUUGGGGAAUACAAAGCUAAGGUUGUGAUUCCAGUCUUAGUGCUCAGUAUCAAAGUUGCAAAUCAAUGGACAUCAAGGCAUAGGUGAUCUCUAUAGUCAGUAAUAGGAGACCUUUACAUGGAUCUUAAUUUGUCCUUUCACAUAUAUAGUCUUAUAUGUAUGGGAAUUGUUUGGCGGUCUUGUCAGCUUAAAGUGGUUUUCUGAAACUAUCCUCUGGAUAGAUUAUCAGUAUCUGGUGGGGGCAGACACCCCGGACCUUCGCCGAUCACAGAAGCAAGGCGUCGGACUCCCAUCGAUCAUAUACUGAUGUUUUUUCCAGAGGAUGUUGUCCCUUGUGCCAUUUGGCUACCAGGAGAUGCAUGUCAACCUGUUAGUCACUAUCUUGAGGGACUGGCAAGCUCUGUCCUCUUGAAUACACGCAAAUCAUACUGCUGCUGUUAGGCGUGUUUCACACGUCGGCAGUAGUUCGGGAAGGCUGUUCCAGCAGAGAACAACCUACCAGAGCUCUCUGGAUUCUGCAUUACUUGAUGUUACCGCAAUGCCCGCUGGCCCCUUUGGGGCCUGCGGUCAUCCCAGUAUCAUCUGCUCUGGCAGGCUGUUCUCUGCCGGCAGUGUGAAACUUAGUGAUGUUUGGAGUUGUACUAUACAUUCAUUGAGCAUGUGUAUGAACUUUCAUUUAAAAGUAUAUCUGUCCCUAUUGUUCGGAGAUCCUUAGCCAAUGGACACUACUGGUUUUAUAGUUGGCAAAAUUACUGAAUAUUUGGUGCUCCUCCUUUCCAGCUUCACUGUUACGUUAUAUUCAGUGUGUAUGGCAGCAUAUUGAAUAGUAUGUAUUUCAGUCUGUUCUCAUUUCAGUUUAUUCCCCUGCAGGAAUUUAUUGGAAAUGUAGAAUAAUUUCUAGAAUGCUGGAUCACCUACAACUUAAGCACAUUGAUCCUGGGAAUUAUUCCAAGGUACUAAAGUGGAGGAAUAAGCAAAAGAACCUCAAAGUCAUCAGAUUGCUAGUAUUUAAGACAGUGAUGCCCUACUGUUUUACCAUAAGAGACCCCUGAAACAUUCUCCCAUGUUGAGGAACGUCUACGAUCAUGCCCACCUCAUUGCAUAGACAACCUACUUCUCAUACUCCUUCCUACACAGAUCAAAGAUGCAACAUUGGGCCAAAUGAGGGCAAAGAGAGAAUUAAAUUGCUUAAUGUUGUCCACCUCAUGCCAAGCAUCCAUGAUCUGAAGAUCAACAUACCGUCCCUUGCAUUUACAGUGGACCUUUCUACCAGUGAACCCGGCCAUUAUUUCCAGACAUGUGGAGGACCAAGAGAUUUAGGCUUUAUUCUUCACACAUCAGUGUUUUGGUCACUAUUUUGCAUCAGUGAUCGUUGAACCCCCAAACCAGCAGCUGGACCAAAACAUAGAACUUGUGCAUUAUACCUUAUCUUGGUGGAGGAUCCACUGCUGGUUUUGGUCAAUGUAGCGACAUUGAUGAAAAGUGACUUGUGAAUAAGGCCUACAGCUUGCCAUGCACAUUAGUCUUUUAUUGGCCAGACCCACCAUGAAGGGCAGGUUCGGCCAACACACUGUAUGGGGAAGCCGGUAGGGAGUGGGAAUAGAGCUGUCGGCCGAACGAUCAUUUGACCGAUACCUAUUGCAUGUGAAUGGGCAACUUAAACUGUCCUUUUACAUGGAUGGAUGUCAUAGGCACAUCGGAAACUAACUGUUGGUUCCUAAUAAUUGCCUGCUCAUUAGAGAUGGGAGCUACAUUUACAUAGCUCCCCAUAGAGGAUCACCGUUUACUCAGGUAGAUUUGCUGCACAAAAAAGAUAAUUUUGGUGCUGGCCAAAAGACAUGAUCACCUGAUGAAUGAGCCAAAUGCUCAUCCCCGAUAAUUUGCUCAAUCAUUGGUUGGUUUAAAAGGACCUUAAGGAUUACCGGCUCUACAUUGUCAUGCAUAAAAUAAAUUAUCUGAAUCUUUUCAGGCCUACCCAUCAUCUACGCCCACUUUAUUCUGGAGAAUCCUUAUGAAUCAUGAAAGAUGAAAUCAACCAUGUUUAUGUUCUCAGAAGAACUAUGCAAAUCCAAGCUUUGUUAUAGGAUCUAUUAGAGCAAACCCAAUAAUACAAACAUAAUCUACAAACUAACUUAUCCAUCGUGUAAAAUCGAAGACUGCGAAUGGAAGGUUACAGAACUUUACACAUACCACAAUCUAUGUGCCAACUAACACUUGUUACUGGGAUGUUUUGUUGCCUUCAAUGUAUUUUCUGAUUCAGUAUUGCUAAAAACCAAAGCACAACUUAGGAGGUUGUCACACAGCAUUUUUUCUGAAAAACGCCACCCUUUUUUUUCCUCAUGUUGUUAGUGUCUUUGGGUUUAUAAAUUUUUUAUUUUUUUCCCAAACCAUAACUUGCUCUAGGCAUAGCAUUUUUAGCUAUUUUCACACAGCACAAAAUUUUUGUAUUAAAAAAAAUAUAUAAAAUUUCAUGUAAGCCCCAAAAAAACUCAUAAAAGUGUGUUAAAUGGGUUGACUCACUUCGGCAAAUAUCAUUUAUUACGUAGAGGAAGUUAAUACAAGGCAAUUACCUAUGCAUUGUUAUUAACCAUAUUGCUUCCUUUGCUGGCUGGAUUCAUUUUUCCAUCACAAUUUACACAGCUCAUUUCCAUGGUUACGACCACCCUGCAAUCCAUCAGUGGUGGUCGUGCUUGCCCACUAUAGGAAAAAGCACCAGCCUAUGUGAGCAAAACAUGGUCAUGUCAAGUCUUCCAAUCAUCUCAAGAUCAAGCUAGUUCCUCGUAAAUUGUCCAGUUUAAAUAAAUCCAAUGCGUGUGAUCAGAACCAUGUCUUGUCUUUAUAUUGUAAAUGUCUGUGGUCUGGUAAAUCUGUGUACACAAGCCAUGUAUUCUUUCGUGCCAUAAGGUUUCUUGUUCUAACUUGUUCUGUAGCAUAUUUAAAAGAACACACAAACUAAAAAGUUUGGGUCUGUGUAAAGUAAACAAAAAAAAAAAAAGGUGCAAUACAAUACAAAGUUGUUAGUAUUACAAAGUGGUGGGUUAUAAUGUUCACCUGUGGCCUAGGUACAGUAGGGGCCUCCAGUAAAUAAGGCUGAUGCCUGGGUUAUCAGAUUUAAUAUUAUCAAUAGUGUGAUCCUUUGGAUGUUGAUGUGCCCCACAUUUGUCUGUAAAUUCUGCCCCUGGACACGCCCACUCUCCAGACCACCCAGUUCUGGCUGGGACAAGCCAAAUUUGCUGAAUUUUACUCUGAAAAUUCGGGACAAUCCCAGCAAAUUCCCAGACUGUUAUUAACUGUGCCCACUAUCUUGCUUCCUCCACUGUGCCUUGGCCGCAGGUUCGCAAAAAAUUUUAAAUGCUCAAUACACGUUUUGUACAUACAGUGUAAAAAUUUAUGACGUGCCCCAACUAAAAUGUUAUGCUUUUUUGAUACUGUGAGUUUGAGGUCCUUGGAAAUAUGCAAAAUAAGACUCUUAUAAUAGAAAAACAAUAAAAAAGUGACAAAUAGAACAAUUGUUCAAUUACUUUA
Bufo gargarizans (Asiatic toad) is the source of this 5845-nucleotide messenger RNA. RefSeq names its product LHFPL tetraspan subfamily member 2 (gene LHFPL2). Lineage: Eukaryota; Metazoa; Chordata; Amphibia; Anura; Bufonidae. Bases 420 to 1097 code for a protein of 225 amino acids. The record is from RefSeq and is a predicted model, not a curated record. The transcript has 4 exons. Gene Ontology annotation, cellular component: membrane.